AUGGAGAGUCUGGAUGAUACCAUGCACGCAGCUGCCAAUAACAGUGCCCAAACUGUUGCUGUGGAUGACCCCGCAUCGCAGCCAUCACUGGCGCCCCCGGAAGAGCUGAGAGCUUCGGUCUCGGAUUCUUUACUCGACAGAAGCUAUCGACUCCAAGCUGAAUCCAUUAGCGAUCCGCCUAAUAUCUAUCCAGCCUCGAGAGUGCCGCCUGAAACUAAAGAUGAUACCUUUUCCGAACCCUCCUUCCCGCAACUAUCUUACGACCCUGCACUAUCUGCAGAGGAGAGAUUAUCAGAUGAGGUCAGUGGUGGUGAUGAGGAACCAACGGCUCUCUCAUUUGGUCGGUCGGGCUCGCCGGUGACUUCUACUCAAAAGAGCAAAGGGUCGUUCUAUGAGAAAGUCGGCGAGGAGGGCAUCACGCGUAUGCACAAAUUUACCCUCUACGAAACGGCCACCCGAUACUACUUGGUUGGCAUUGACCAACUAGACACUCGUUACAGAAUACUGAAGAUUGACCGGACAUCCGACUCAGAUGACCUGAAUCUUGUCGAGGAUGAUAUCGUUUACAGCAAGCAUGAAAUGAAUCAACUACUUGAGACGAUCGAGGAUGGCAACAAAAGCUCGGGAGGACUGAAACUCAGGUGUAGCGCGUGGGCACUACUCGGCUUCGUCCGGUUUACUUCAGCUUACUACAUGUUACUGGUUACUAAGAGAAGCUCUGUAGCCAAUAUUGGCGGCCACUUCAUCUAUCAAAUCGACGGUACAGAGCUGAUUCCACUCGUGACGACCGCAUCAACUCGUGUGAAGCUCGAAAGGAAUCCCGAGGAAGCUCGCUACAUAGGGAUACUGAAUAACCUGGAUCUCUCCAGAUCAUUCUACUUUAGUAACUCAUACGAUAUCACGCGCACACUACAGCGAAACAUCUCACGCGAGCGUCAAUCCCUUCGGGAAGACCCUGACAAGCCACCUGUGUAUGAUCAUAAUUCUAUGUUCGUUUGGAACCACCACUUGCUGAGUCCCGCUGUUACCAAUCUCAAAUCAGCCUUUGAUUGGUGUCUCCCCAUCGUACAUGGCUACGUUGACCAAUCUGUGUUGUCGGUCUAUGGACGAUCCGUAUAUAUCACUAUCAUUGCACGCAGAUCGAGGUUUUUCGCUGGUGCCCGAUUUCUCAAGCGUGGAGCCAAUGAUCUCGGUUACGUUGCCAACGAUGUCGAGACCGAGCAGAUUGUGUCAGAGAUGACUACCACUUCCUUCCAUUCACCUGGACCCAAGUUGUACGCAAACCCACGCUAUACCUCAUAUGUGCAGCACCGUGGGAGCAUUCCUUUAUACUGGACUCAAGACAGCACGGGAGUCAGCCCAAAGCCGGAUAUUGAGCUGAACCUCGUUGAUCCAUUUUACUCAGCGGCUGCUUUGCACUUCGACAACCUUUUCGAGCGGUACGGUGCCCCGGUUUAUGUUUUGAAUUUGAUUAAAGCGAGGGAGCGAACUCCUAGAGAAUCAAAAUUGCUCAAGGAAUAUACCAAUGCUAUAAACUAUCUGAACCAGUUUUUACCGAAUGACAAGAAGAUAAUAUACAAGGCAUGGGAUAUGAGCCGAGCUUCCAAAAGCCGCGAUCAAAAUGUCAUUGAGACUUUGGAGAAUAUCGCUUCUGACGCUCUUCCUAUCACUGGAUUUUUUAAAAAUGGGGAUGACAAAGGAACGGGCUUGCAGCUGCAAGACGGAAUUGUGAGAACAAACUGCAUUGACUGUUUGGAUCGAACGAACGCCGCCCAGUUCGUCAUUGGUAAAAGGGCGUUAGGCUAUCAACUGCAUGCCCUUGGUGUCAUAGAAGGGACACAAAUAGAGUAUGACACCGAUGCAGUUAAUAUGUUCACCAACAUGUGGCAUGACCAUGGAGACACCAUUGCCAUUCAAUAUGGUGGCUCUCAUUUGGUCAAUACAAUGGCGACAUACCGCAAAACCAAUCAAUGGACGAGUCAAUCCCGCGAUAUGGUCGAGAGCUUCAAGAGAUACUACAAUAACUCGUUCUUGGACGCCCAACGGCAAGAAGCAUACAAUCUCUUCCUUGGGAAUUAUAUCUUCAGCCAGGGACAACCUAUGCUCUGGGACUUGUCUACGGAUUAUUAUCUCCAUCAUACCGAUCCACGGACAUGGUCAAAACUACGACGCCCAAAUUACAUCACGUGGUACACACCAGAGAAUCUUGAGAGAGGCAACGUAAGCACCAAAUGUCCCCUUCCUGUCAAGGUGAAAGAUAAACCUUUGUCGUAUUAUGAUGAUUAUUGGCAGGAAUACUACCGUCCCACAACAGUGACGUCCUUCGGAAAGAUAUACCCAUUAAGACUCAACUCGACAAUGAAGUAUCUUCCUUUCCGCUCUACUCAAGGCGGCCGGUACGAUUUGAGUCCAUUCGUCGUCAGGAUCCCUCCUCACGAGCCAGCAAGUCGCGAGCGGGCAACUGCUCAGCAACGACGGCCACCAUCAUCGCAUCACAAAAAGGGCGUGACCAUUCAGGAGCCUGAGGUUGUGAACGAUCAAUCCAAUGGAACAUAUCAUGGAGCCAACGUUAUGGAGGAUAUCCAUACUUGGCAACACCAACCGCCAUCUGCUGAGAAAAUGCCUCCUUCAACGGGCAUCAUGAAAGGGGUAACAUCUAAGACCUCUCCUGAUCAGGGAUCUGGCUUCCCAUCACUCCAAUCAUCGACUCAAGGAGGAAGAGACGGUCCAGGUAUCACGCCAAGUAAAGCGCAAAUCGCGCAGUGGACGCUUGGUCAGCUUGUAUCAGAUUCUCUCAAUCCGUCCGUUACUUCAGCCGAGGCCGAGGAAUAUGAACGAUACAUCAACCAUCCCCUCAAGGUUCCUCUUGUAGUCACGUCGGACGACGACCUUGAAACAGCGGUGACCUUGCGAGAACAGGGUGCGAAUCUGGAGUUCUUAGAAUAUGUCAAUAAGGCCAACGGUAUCAAUGCCAGAGGAAUACGAGACUCGUAUGUUGCGGAGGAGGAUUUGAAUGAUUACGUCGAAUUUUUGAGUGUGAAUGAGGAGGGGCUUACAGCAGUGGCUGAAGGGGAAGAGUCUGUUCAAGCAAAGGGUGGACCCAUGAAUAUUCCUCCGGAUCGCCUCGCUGACUCCAUUUCUACAAUUUAUGACGAGUUGACGACUAUAGGAUUUGAUGAAUGA
Talaromyces stipitatus ATCC 10500 is the source of this 3183-nucleotide messenger RNA. RefSeq names its product polyphosphoinositide phosphatase Fig4. NCBI's taxonomy places the organism in Eukaryota, Fungi, Ascomycota, Eurotiomycetes, Eurotiales, Trichocomaceae. Gene Ontology annotation, cellular component: intracellular membrane-bounded organelle. Gene Ontology annotation, biological process: phosphatidylinositol dephosphorylation. The record is from RefSeq and is a predicted model, not a curated record. Gene Ontology annotation, molecular function: phosphatidylinositol-3,5-bisphosphate 5-phosphatase activity. Bases 1 to 3183 code for a protein of 1060 amino acids. The transcript is spliced from 2 exons.